UCUUAGGGUUUAUCGUGGCCAUGGCGAAUGUGGCUUCUUGCUCGGCGUUCUCGGCGCCUCCCGCGCGAAUGGGGGAUCUCUCGAUGCCGAUGGUUGCAGUAAGGGCUAGAGCGGGGAGUCAGAUUGGAAAUGCGCGGUGUCAAAUGGUGGGAUUUAGAGCGAAGAGAGCGGUGAGCAUUCCCUAUCGGGGGCUUGGAUUCCCAGCGCAGGAUUACGUCAAGGAGGUGGAUCGCAUCGUCCGAGUGGCGUUCCCGGACAGCUCGAGGAUUGAAUUUGUGGGCAACAGCACCUGGCGCUCGCGACUCCGGCCCGUCACUUUCUUUAGCGUGUCGGCAACACCAGUCUGCUACCUCAGGGUGUUCUACCGGGAAUCAACCAAGACUUUGGUGCUGGAAUCGGACAAGCUGGUGCUCGAAUUCAUCGGACUGCCACCCGGCAUGAACGACGACAUAAAUCUACAGUUUUCGCUCGGGGGUGAUCUUGGUGCGCAGUCGUCCAUCGCAAGCAACGCGAGCAAUGCUGCCGGUCGCUUCCACGGCUCCGUUUCGCUGGGGCUCGACUGUGACUUGCCGUUGCCUUUCUCACUCAUGCCCGAGGCCAUCGUUCUUCCUGUAGGCGACGGGAUACUGGACCAAAUACUUGGCGCCAUGGAGUUUGCGUUGCUCGACGGGCUCCUCGCUGACUACAAGCAGUGGUGUCGAGCAAAGAUGGCCCGGGAAAUCCAGGAAAGGGAAUCAGCGGCAACGACGUUUCCAGCAGCGGCAUCGUGAGUCGAGAGUUUUGCUUGGCCACGGACUUGCAAUCGAGUGUAUAGUAAUUAAUCCGCGCGGAAGCAGCCAGAGAGUAGCUCGCUCGAGCUUUGUCUUGUUGUUCUUGGAAGUUCUUGCGAGUUUAGCGGGCAGCGACGAAGUCCACCGCACUAUACAGGUAAGACGAAAAUUCGAUCAAGCUCCUCGAAUUCUUCGCCAGAGGUUCUCUCUUUUCUCCUUUCUUCGUGGUUGGAAGGAAUUCUCUCUUUCAUUCUUUUUCUUCUUCGAGGACUAACCGCCGGUUGAAUGCAAGUAGGCUAUCCGAUCGUCGAGAAUCGAGAGCUUUCCUGGGAUGGCUAUAUAUUUCUUACGAGCGGAUACGAUACUGAUACAGGAGAUAUACUCUUCAAACUUUUACCGUUAUGGUGAAAGUAAAGUCCCUUCCCCCCAACGAACACAAAACUUAUGGACUCUAAAAGUUUUAAGACGCGAUUCAACGCUAGCUAGCUAGCAGCAGCAGCUCCCGAACGAUCGACCAAGGGUCAUUAAAGCGCGCGCGCGAGAAAAAAGAAGAGUUUUUUUUAUAGAGUUUUUCUCGCGACGCAGUAGCGAUGGAGGUGAAGAGCACGUCGAGCGUGCAUGGUGGCCGGUUGGAUCAGCCAUUGGAUCUUCUCAUUUGUUUACGAUCCGAGGGACAGCACUUUGCAAAAGGAGAAGAGCUCACGCGUUUCUUGCCGAGCGCUGUGUGUAAGAGCCAGAACAAUCAAAACGAUGAGAUACAAGCUUUUUGUAAGAACCAAAUCUUCCAUUCACGAAUUCGAGUACAUAUUAUAAGUCA
Selaginella moellendorffii is the source of this 1587-nucleotide messenger RNA. RefSeq lists its product as uncharacterized. Lineage: Eukaryota; Viridiplantae; Streptophyta; Lycopodiopsida; Selaginellales; Selaginellaceae. The record is from RefSeq and is a predicted model, not a curated record. The transcript is spliced from 4 exons. The coding region runs from base 21 to 770 and encodes 249 amino acids.